Molecule: messenger RNA, 666 nt
Organism: Bacillus rossius redtenbacheri
Lineage: Eukaryota; Metazoa; Arthropoda; Insecta; Phasmatodea; Bacillidae
Product: histidine-rich protein PFHRP-II-like
Exons: 2
Coding region: 1-666 (221 amino acids)
Source: RefSeq, a predicted model, not a curated record
AUGGUGCACUACUCGCACUACUCGCACUACUCGCACUACUCGCACUACUCGCACUACUCGCACUACUCGCACUACUCGCACUACUCGCACUACUCGCACUACUCGCACUACUCGCACUACUCGCACUACUCGCACUACUCGCACUACUCGCACUACUCGCACUACUCGCACUACUCGCACUACUCGCACUACUCGCACUACUCGCACUACUCGCACUACUCGCACUACUCGCACUACUCGCACUACUCGCACUACUCGCACUACUCGCACUACUCGCACUACUCGCACUACUCGCACUACUCGCACUACUCGCACUACUCGCACUACUCGCACUACUCGCACUACUCGCACUACUCGCACUACUCGCACUACUCGCACUACUCGCACUACUCGCACUACUCGCACUACUCGCACUACUCGCACUACUCGCACUACUCGCACUACUCGCACUACUCGCACUACUCGCACUACUCGCACUACUCGCACUACUCGCACUACUCGCACUACUCGCACUACUCGCACUACUCGCCGCGGAUAGGGGCGAAGUUCGCGUCCCGCGAGCCACUCAAGUUUGAUAGCGCGACGUGCGUGGGGCGGAAGGGCUUUGCGAGGCCCGUGGCGAAGUUCUUGGAGGAGUUGGAGAGAGGGGAGGGGGACACGCUCUAA